This is a messenger RNA of Maudiozyma barnettii, 1077 nucleotides long. RefSeq lists its product as uncharacterized. Lineage: Eukaryota; Fungi; Ascomycota; Saccharomycetes; Saccharomycetales; Saccharomycetaceae. Gene Ontology annotation, cellular component: cytoplasm. The transcript has a single exon. The record is from RefSeq and is a predicted model, not a curated record. Gene Ontology annotation, molecular function: zinc ion binding; ubiquitin protein ligase activity. The coding region runs from base 1 to 1077 and encodes 358 amino acids.
AUGGAUAAUUUGACAGCUGAAGACUAUUUAACACAACAGACAGCAUUAGAAGAAGAAGCAAAAGAAUUAAUGCCAUGGGACCCAAAAACAUGUACUUAUACAUUAGGACCAUUAAAGCAACAAAUAUAUGCAUGUCUUUCGCAUGAUAACAUUGGUAUAUGUUAUUCCUGUUCUAUUCGUUGUCACACUUCAUGUGAGAUAGUGGAAUUAUUCACGAAAAGACACUUUACUUGUGAUUGUGGAACAGAAAAAGAUAAAAGAAUAGAUUCGAAGAGUUCCGCAUAUAAAUGUGAGAUACGUCAAAAUAAAGAAUCUGAUAUUGCUGCUGUUGAUAAUGUAUAUGGGCAUAAUUUUGAAGGUUUAUUUUGCGAUUGUUCUAAGGAAUAUGACCCAGAGUCCCCAAGUGUUAUGAUUCAAUGCAUAUUGGGCCUUGUUUGUAGGGAGGAUUGGUAUCAUGACUAUUGUAUAAUGGGUUAUACAGAGGAUGAAUUGAAUACUGUAACAAGGAAAUUAGGGGAAGGUAAGUCCGAGAACCUUAUUGAUGGCUUCCCAGAUUUAGAGUCAUUUGACUCUUUUAUUUGUUGGAAAUGUGUGUCUAGUUAUAAAUAUUAUUUCCAAAAGAUAAUAUCUAAUGAUUUGUCUAAGAAUAUAAUAUCUUGUACUAUUAAUCAUGGAAAAUCGUCUCAUUUUAUUAACGCUAAUGGUAAAAGAGCUAAUUCAGAUAGUGAAAUCCCAUAUUCAAUUUUCUUAAAGGAAGAUUAUAGUAAGGACUUAGAGAAAUUAAGAGAUUCCUUGAUAGAUCGUAAGGACAAAUUAUAUAUCUUUUUGACAGAGUUAGCACCAUUUUUGAUUAAAGACGACGAAUUAUAUGAGCCUCCUACCGAAGAAAACGAGUCAAUGGUAGAUAUAAUAAGUAAGUCACUGUCAUCGUCGAUGAGUACGUCGGAUAUUAUUUUAGGAACAACUGCGCUACACAAGUUGCAGUCUAGCCUUAAAGAGUUUCUCAAGCCCUUUGCAGAAAAAGGUGAAGUUGUUAAAGAUGAAGAUAUAAGUUCGUUCUUUCAGUCAUCUAGUUAG